ACUAACAGAGGAACGAAUUGAGGAGACAGAAACGACUGCGACUACUACGGCCCGCCGCUGACAUCUACAAAACUAGCUACAAGCAUAGGUCAGUCGGACCAAGAGACGGACGGUGUACCUUCGGCCAUGGGCGCGCACGAGGACUCGGAAAUAACAAUCGGUCGCGCGUAAUACAGGGUCUUUCCGUUUUAAAUUCAAAAUACUUCUGAUACGCGAGUGUUCGCAUUUUAAUAUUGAAAAAAACAUAAGAUUCGGAUAGCCUAUUUCGCUACGUUCAACUCCAUCAUAAGGUGUUUUGAAAACAACCCCUUUUUACAUUGCACGUGGUCUAGAAAAACGAGAAACAAAAAGUAAGGUAGACAGAAAAUUGGAAAUUGCUGCUUGUGGUUAUAAGCCUAUGCUUUCAGCUAAAUGAGACUUAUAUACAGGAACUGCCUCUGGAUUAGAUCACUGUCCUUAUCGAGAGCAUAAAACGCGGGCGCACACGCGUACUGAUUCAGUAUGGAAUAUGAGCAUUAGUUUUAUUUAACAGGUAUUUAAAAAUUGUCAGAAAUCCCACAUGCUUAGCCUAUGUGUAUGUCGAGGUGUUGAAUAGCGCGACACUGACAAUCUGUUGACAGCUGUGAUGUCCCUUCUCCUGUAGGGUGUCUACCGCUCCGUAGAAGUGUAACGCGGUUUUAUUUCGCCGAAUGGACGGGCUACUUUUCCGACAAGGACUGACAACGUGAGCGUCAGUGCUGUGGAUACUUCGCAACGGCCUAAAAGUGACUCACAGGCUACAACAGGUCCGCUUCGAAACGAAGUUUCUGCCAGUGACUUACGAGCUCUCGUGGUAGCAGCGACGGUCCGCCAUACCGAUCGGGAAAUGAAACAAUUUCAGCCGUCACGUGUUUUAAUUUCUGUGUAGAACCGUGUGUGUGAGUGUGUAUGUGUGAAGAACCACAUCAUGUCAUCGUGUGAUAUUAACAAUUAUUUACGAGGCGAAGAAACAUAAAUAUUUUCAAGUGGGUGGAAAAAUACAUCCUUUAUGUUAGAAUAGAAAUGGUUGCACGUUACUUGGUGUUAAAGAAAAGAGUUUUCUUUUUGUGCACAUGUUAAACUUCUAAUUUUGCCCAUUCAUUAAGUAACAAAUCAUAAAAGUAGGUUCUUGUCUAUUCCCUCAGCAUGAUUAUAAUACUGCAAGGGGACAAUAUGUUUCUUUCUUACAAAUUUUCCCUUUCGGAGUGAAUCGAUUUGUAGCAAAAGAACUCGCCUUACGUACAACUAGUUUGAUAGCAAGAGUUAUCCCGCUGUGUAUAGGGAACAGUCGUUUCUAAAGAACGCUUGUAGUCCAUUAAUUGUAUUAUAGUACUGACGCUGCGUAAGAUUGCCUGAGAAUAAGAUAAAAACGGAUUAUGAACACAAUUCGCGAGAAAAUAUUGGGCAUAUAUUUAUCUAAGCAAACGCAAUUUGUGUGAAGUUGGAGAAAAUUUUUUUGUUGCAUAUAAACCUACAUUAAGUGAAAAUCUUGAUUAUAUUAUUAUGCUUUCUUAAUUUAAAAUAAUUUACAAUAAUCUUUUUUCGGUUAAAAUUAUAAUUUUAGAUGGGCUUAUUGCAUUUAAAUAAUCAACCGUGCUCUUCCAAUAAGUGAAUUCCUCAGUAGCUUUAAAUCGUGUGAGAGACACUGUGCUAGUUGUCAUGGAAAUAAUCAGUGCUGUAAUCCAGUGAACGAAACAAAACACAGUCGGGAGCUUUACGCAUAAAGCAGUGGACAGUUCUGAGCCCAUUGUUAAUCCUGCUAGCAUUAAGCUACUCUCUCCCCCUCUAACGUAAUAGCGCGGGCAAAACAGAAGAACAACUGUUAAUUAACUUAUUUUAAACUCCACUUUAAACGCGUUGAAGACAAUAAUUGCUCUAUCUAUUGCGGGGUCAUCAAAAUAAAUCUCACUGUUACCGCUGUUAUUAAAGGAAGUCAACAACAGAGUCACUAAAAUCUAUAAACAAGCCCAUAAAUUUCAACUCACCUCCGGUACAGAGCUUCCCCUCACUCUUUCACGCCGCCGAAAACUCAGUCAUUUCAGAAAAGUUAUUUCUAACUUGUUAUAUUACAAUUACUUCUCUCAUUACUGCUUAUUAAACAACCAAAAUUAACAGUCACACUAUUUUUUUUUUCAGUUUCCGCACGUUGGAACCCAGAAAGACCACGUUAUAUCGCAUAUCUCUAAAAUAAUAAUAAAAACAGUCUUAGAAAUUCCCCCCACCUCUCGUAAUCAUCUCGUCAACCUCCCCUCCCAUUUUGAAAUACCCCCUUAGUACAAAAGCACACAUCUAUAGUUUUAUACGCAUGCGCAGAACGUUUAUGUAGUUACUCCCAAUAUACAAAACCGGAGAGGAUCAAGACACAUACAGAGCUGAAGACUUUUUAACCUGAAACCUCCUCCCAUAUCCCCCCCUUCUCAUUCCUCCCUUUCUGAAAUUCUCUCUCCAUUAACCCUCUAUCUCUCUCUUCUCCUCCCUACAGUACCCCUCUCCCCACCCUCUCUUUUUGCGCCACUGUCUCUGUCUAACAUUCUCUGCCUCUCGUCCCUCUGACAUCGACAGCAGGGUUGAAGAAUACAACUGCAAGUACCCAAUCAAAGUUUGACGGACCACGGGGAUUGGUGGUUGGGUUUUCAACCAAAACGGUGAAACUGGUGCGAGCGACCAUGAUGUCGUCAAACAAUCGUUGGUGCUAUCCAUGUCAGCAACGACGCUGCCGGAAUAAUCUCGUGCGUUAGACAGGGCGCGUGCCCCCGUCAUCAUUUGGCGACGGCGUGGUAAACUAGUAGUAGUCAUGGUGGUGGUGGAAAACUAGGCACCCCCCGCACCCCUUACUCUUAUUUUUUGGAUUUUUACUUGAGGGUGGUUUGUGUGUUAGACUACGACCAGAACAACGUGGCAUUGUAUACGCUCUUCCUCCCCUCGCGUGGCCUGCUUGCUACUGGAGGUUGGUAGUGGUGAAAAUUUCAGAAACUUGACAUAAGUCACCAUACUGUGCAACAGAGACAGAUGAGUGUCAAAGUGAGAAAACAGAUUUCGUCAGAAACAGCAGACGAUCAGUACAGUACCAACAUCACCAUCAACUGAGGCAGACGUAUGUGAGUUCUGGUAUCUACUUUCUGCUGCAAAGUAUAGGGAAGGGACGACAUAAAGAGAGACAGGCAUCGACUUCUCUCUGCCUCUCUUCGCUCUCCCUCAAAACUUUUUCAGUGGCUCUUCUACUUGUCAUCAUAUAAAACACGUGAUCCGAGCAGACGUAGCGACGCAGUGCUUGUUCAAACCUUACGAUCAGUGGUUGGCCCGGAAUUACCCGCUAUUUCCCUCAUUUCAGCAGUCCUUUUUAAGAUACAUAUACAACAGAACUAUCAUAAACAUGACCGUCAUCAGUAAGGAGAACUGCAACUUCUACCACAACCGCUUGACAGUAAUUGCGGCUCAUAAACUAGACGAAGACAUCCGUACGGGCCACGUGGUCGCGCUACGUUGAAAAAGAACUAUAGAGGAAAAGCAUAUACUAUUUUUUAAUAUGCUGCGUGCGUGUGUUCAGUUUUAUUGAAGCAUAUACUUAUAAAGCGACUUUUAAAAGUACUUCUCAGAGGCAGUUAACAGAAAAUUUAUGCAUUGCGAAAAUUUUAUGAUUAUUUUCGUCAUUACGAAUUUAUCGGCAAUCUACUCCAUCAAAUGACUCUUAAGUGAAGUUGAACUUUGUUUGGAUCCAAGUUAUUGUCAAUUAAACAUUUCGAUUUUGUUUUUUAGUGAACAAAUCCAUCAGAAUAACAGACGAAAAAAUAACUGUACUAUGUACUUGUGAAAGUGUUGUGUUAGAGCACAUCGAGAUCAUCCACUCCAGAAGGACUGUUAAUUUUUUCGCCUAAUCCGUGCAGAAACAUUAGUUCUCAGUCUACAAAAAGUUCCUACGCGUGAUAUUAUUGUGGUUCAUACAUGUAGUCAAAGCGUUUAAUUGGGUCUCUGUGUUGUAACAAAACUUGCAGUGGGACAGCUGUUUUAACAUUUGCUCUCCUUACACAUUGAAACUCAAUUAACAAUAAGAGGAAAACCCGCAGAAGUUCCUGUAAACCAUAUAAAGAAAAUUAAGUGUGGCACAAUGAGUUCUUACCAGUUCGUGAAUUCUCUGGCGUCAUGUUACGCGAACCAGGGUCAAGCCCAGAGGGCAGGGGCUUCCCCUGUGAGUGCCCAACACCCCGCAUCCGGUCAGGGACAGGCUGCAGACUACUACAACCCCAACGCAGGGGCCACCGCUUCAUACCCACCCAGCUGCUACUCGCCUCAACAAGUUUCCGGCCAUCAUGCGCAACAUUAUCCUCAACAUUCCUACGCUGCCAGCAGCGUGUCAGCAUCUCAACACAUGCAGAAUGGGGGUGGCGCUGCUUCGAUGGUGGACUAUACCCAAUUGCAUUCGUCCCACCCUCAGAGGCUUGGGGGUGGCGCAACAGUGACUCAUCUCCAACAGCACCCUCAUCAUCACAGCGCAAACAAUGCGAGUCCUGGUGCAGUAACCCCUCCCUUAGGGGUUGUUACAACACCUGGUGGAGCUCUCCUUAAUAAUAACUCUGUAGCAAGUAAUAGCAGCUGUAAGUAUGCGAAUCCAACGACAACUACAGGGGUUAGCUCUCCGCAAGAUUUGAGCACAACAGGAGGAGGACCUCAGAGGAGUAGCCCACCGAUACCGGUGGCUCAGCAGGCCUCAAACCCCAACAGCGUAACUGGAGGGAAGUCAACAGUAACAUCUCCUGCUUCAGCUUCGAGUACGAACAGCCCUUCUGGGGCCGCAGUGAGAGCUGCUGGAGGGCCAUCAGCUACUUCUCCGGCAGUUACAGGCCAGCAGCAGACCACCGGAUCUACAACGGCAUCAUCGGCUGUUUCCCAAAGUUCCUCGUCGCCUGCAUCAUCCACAUCUUCGACUUCUAGCACGACGGGAUCGACCAAUAACACCAAGCAAGGGGGAGGGUCCACCACUAGCAACCCCCCGCAGAUCUACCCAUGGAUGAAGAGGGUGCACCUCGGACAGAGUACGGUGAACGCCAAUGGUGAAACUAAACGUCAAAGGACAUCAUACACGAGGUACCAGACCCUGGAGCUGGAGAAGGAAUUCCACUUCAACCGCUACCUGACUAGACGGCGGAGAAUAGAGAUCGCCCACGCUCUGUGCCUCACGGAGCGGCAGAUCAAGAUCUGGUUCCAGAACAGACGCAUGAAGUGGAAGAAAGAGCACAAGAUGGCCAAUUUCCACUUGGCUUCUCUACAAGAUGAAGGAUAUGCUUUUCAUCAAGCUAUGGGAAUGGGGGUGGGGCCUAUGCAACGCGGCUUGUACGCCUGCGGAAGUCCGUACAGUUAGUAUGAAUGGCAACAAUACCCCCAACAAUAAGAAUCCAUGACAACGUGAGGAUCAGCUUAAAUGUGAAUCAAGGAAAUGUUGCUAGUCCACUGACAAUAAUGGAUUCUGUGUUGAAUUUCAUUCGUUUUAUAAUGAAUGAAGGGGGUGUUUAUCUACUUCGUAAAUAAACACAAUUAUGUGUUGAUGACUAUACGUCAUUAUGAAAAAUUAUUUAUGCUUCUGGUAAAAAGAAACUCUUCUAACAUCUUUAGGGUACAGUGAUGAGAAACUUUCUGUCGACAUAAUUGCAACAUGAAAUAUUACAGGGAAUGUUAAUGGCACGCCAUACGUGAAGUGAAGGAAUGAGACAUGCAACAGCAUUCUGAAAGAUGUUUAUAGUUUCAGUAAAUCUCAGUAAAUGCAAAUAGCCAGCUCUUCAACAAAAGUUCAAUGACACAAUUUGCAAAUUACUCAUCAACAACUGCGUCCUUUUUUUUAAAUAAACACAAAGUCAAAAUAAAUGUUUUGUAAUGUUUUGACCUUGCAAAAUAUCUCACAUAUAUUUAACACCGAUAUGAUAUUAUUAGAGCCAAUUUAUGACCUUCAAACUAUGUUCACGAUUUACGCAAAAAAUAAAUGAAACCCAAUAUCGCCAGUAUAACUAUAUAUAAUAUGACAUGCUGAUUACAAAGUAUUAUUUGAAAUGUUUCUUCAUACUCAUAGCAGAAUAAUUGUCACUAUGCAUACAGUUACAUUAAUAACAGUGACAUAAUAGAACGCGGACUAGGAUCUACACGAUUUUGGAUGGAAGUAAAAUAAAUAUCAAGAACGGACAAUGGAGGACUAUUAUGAUAGCAAGAAUGUAUGUGGCCAUAUUUAAAACAAAAUCGCAGCGGUGCAUAGUUUUUAUUUAAAAUAUUUAUUAUAGAUCGAAGGAAGAUGUGUUUGAAAAAGAAAGAACAGAAUAUAUGUUAAGAAUUACGAUCAGUAAUGUAAAUAUGUUUAUUGGUGUUUUCUUCUCAAUAGCAGUCUCUGUGUAGACUCAAAUGUUACGUAAAGAAACAAAGGAGGUAGUGCACAGGAAGUACCACUAAUGACCAAAAGCGGUUACUCUAUAAUAGAUUUUUUGCAGUAUAUUAAUCUACUUACAAUAAAAAUACAACAGGUAUAUCCACAUGGACACAAAUUGUUUUGGUGCAUCAAUCUAUUUUAAUGAAUCCUGUUCUUCAAAGAAAAUAUAAUUACUUUGUUUUAAAUUUUUCUGAUGAAGUCUUAAAAUACCUUGAUCUGGUACAUACUCCUCUAAGGUAUAUAUAUAUGUAUUAAUAACAAUACAUAUUUUUUGCUUUGCUAUACAAAGUAAUGAAAACGAAAUACUAAAUCAGGGCAUCAGAGAUGUAUUCAUCCUCAAUGAUGAAUCAAACUGGAACCGUAUCUCCUUUGUCCAUUACAGUAAUAAUUUUCAAACAAUAUAAGCAACCCUUCUCUCAACAUAUUCUUAUGCAAAAAAAAAAAUAAAUGUUUGUGAAUCUUGCAAGUUGAUAAUGUGUAUAUUUAAAACAAAACAGGUUUCAAUGUCAAAAGUUUAAGUCAACAAUUGCAAAUAAAGUGGGUGUUGUGUGCGUGUGUACGCCGUUAUAAAAUGGCUGAACCACUGGCAUGUGUGGCUCAACAAUACAAUUAGCUUCUAGAAAGAUCCUGCAUUUUAAUUAUAGAUGAAAAAAAUAAUUAUAAUAAAAUAUUGUGUAAAUUUCAUUCAAUGUGAUUGUAUAUGUAGCAACAAUUUGGCUGUACGAAUGUUGAUAAUUAUACAUAUAACCUCGA
Messenger RNA from Cryptotermes secundus, 7177 nucleotides. Its product is annotated as homeotic protein Sex combs reduced. Gene Ontology annotation, biological process: anterior/posterior pattern specification; regulation of transcription by RNA polymerase II. Gene Ontology annotation, molecular function: DNA-binding transcription factor activity, RNA polymerase II-specific; RNA polymerase II cis-regulatory region sequence-specific DNA binding. Gene Ontology annotation, cellular component: nucleus. The record is from RefSeq and is a predicted model, not a curated record. Lineage: Eukaryota; Metazoa; Arthropoda; Insecta; Blattodea; Kalotermitidae. The transcript is spliced from 3 exons. The coding region runs from base 4124 to 5374 and encodes 416 amino acids.